CUUCAAAUAUGGUUUGUGCACAGGGUGACAAGUGGCAUCCGUGUAUGGAACUCUUUCCUGGAUAUUCAGUAUCUACACUGUAAGAGUGUGCAAAAAAAAUUUCAUCACAAUUUCCAUUUUAAGAAAAUGGUCAUCGCUCAUUUUGGCAUGACCCUAAACAGUGGUUAGUGGGAAGUUUAACCUACAUGAGUGACCUAGCUGAGCCUAUCUUGGUCAUGUUUGUCAUGACCCACGGUGAUGUUAAUGCUAGAAUUGUGUCAACCAUGUCAGUGUAGCUUGUGUAGAGAUAACAGAUCAAAUACAAAAUUUGAAAAAAACAGGAGAUCAGAAAAGAAAAAUGUAAAACUCUGUAAUAACAUAUUUGUGCUAACAUAAAAUGAAAGAAAAAGCAAGGGAAAUUGGAAGUGGAGAGGGAUAAGGUACUGGUUUAUUGAUUUUGUGGCCUUAAAAUGGUCCUAUGACGAAGAUGAUAAUCAUGGAGAGAUUGGAAACAAGACUUAUGGUCCUUAUAGUCUGGUUCCCAUUGCUCCAUGAACAGUCUGAAAAUGAAGUUGUACAUGCAGGCCAGUGUGGACAUCUAGGAGAUUUUCAUCAUUUGCCAUUCAUGAUACCAUGGCAACAAAGUCGCCUCAAGGCACUUCUGUCAUGACUGGAGAGAUGUCAGCCAGGGAGUCUGAUGUCCGAAGGAAAUCAUCUCCAUUCCUGGACGAUUCGGAGGCCGCUGAGGAACUGCGUCAGUUAAGGCUGAAAAUUGCCAGACUUCAAGAUGAAAAUCAGUCAGAGAUUGAUAUGAAUAAUGAGCUGAGGAAGCGAGUGACUCAACUUGAGAAUGAGAAACUCAAACUCACUGCAAGUUCGAAUGAGGAGGUCAACCAACUGGAGGCGCAAGUAGCCAGGCUCCGUGCCCAAUUUGAGAGGGGUGAAGCGGCUCGACAGCAGUUAGAGUAUGAGAUAGCGGUCGCUAAGAGAGGGAUCUCACAAGAGAAGAGCCUUGCAGGUGAACGAGAAGACAGCCUAAAUGCCAUCCUUGAAACUCACAAAGAGAAGAUCAGUGAAUUGACAUCCAAGGUUCAAGAUCUUCAGUCGAGUCUUGUAAGUCAACGACGCUUUGCUGAUGAAACAGAUGUCAAGCUGCGUACUUCACUGGAAGAGAAGGAGCGUGAAUUGCAGGCAGCGAGGGCUGAGCAAGACGUCAUCCGGAGUGAGAAAGAACAACUGGAACAGGUCUUCCAUGAGCAAGAGAACAUCUAUGCAGAAACACAAGAGAAGGUCAAUGACCUAAAGACAGAGAGAGACACCCAGACAAACACCGUGAGGCAGCAACUGAGAGAGUUACAGUAUGCUGCCGAGAGGGAAGACAGACUCAAGAAAGAAGUGGAGGUGACGAUUGGCAGAAUUAAGACUCUUGAGGAAACUAUCGAGGCUGAAAGAGCAGCUCAUUUGGAGUCUAAGUUCAACUCAGAGCUGGUCCAGCUUCAAGUCCGAGAUCUGAAGGGAGCAUUAGACGUGGAGAAAUCGGCUCAUGCAGAGGUUGAACAUAAUGCUGAAAUUAUGACAAAACAGCUCAGAGAUCUGGAAGUUAGGCUGGAAGAAGAACGCAGUUCUGCCAGUAAUGCCAAGCAUCAGGCAGAAAGUUUUUCCAGGGAGAAUGAACUCCUCAAGCAACAGUUGGGUGCUGAGACAAACAGCAAGACAUCUAUCAUCACUAACAUGUCAGCUCAGCUGGAAAUCCACCAGAAGAACUUUGAUGAACUCAAACAGGAACUUAGUAAGGCCAAGAAGCGACAGAUCUAUCUAGAGGAGACUUACGGUGGUAGCAUGCAAGAACUAGAGCUUCUCCUUCACAACUUCCAAUUGAAUGGGGACAAGAUUACUUCCAAGAAAUUAGCCAAGGGGAAAAAAGGUGACGCCAAAAACAAGGAGAAUCUAUCGCCCAUGCUGGUGCUGGAAACACUGAGACAUACUUUGACAGAUUAUCAGAAACGACUAGACACAACAUCUCAGGAGCUUACCAAAAUGAAAAGCCGCUCUGAAAAGAUGGCAGCUGAGUGCGAGAAGUAUAGAGAGGUGACAUGGACUAGGAGCCAGACUAUGCAGGACCUUCAGAAGAAAUUCAGCAGCAGUUACAAGGAGGUUGAACAGCUUCGUCAUCAACUGAGCGAGAGUGAGUCCCAGGUGACAUCACUCAAAAUGGAGCUCCAGCAAGCCACUCACCGAGGAGAGAUGGAAGGCACCAAAGCAGCUGAUAGGAUGGAGGAAUUUGAGAGACGACUCAAGGAGAACCAGGAUGAAGAAGAGAAGCGUCGAAUUUACUUGCACAGCUUAUACCAACGCAUUAUGGCCGGGAGGGUUGUCUUAGAUCCCAAGGAGCCUGUCUUAAGCAGCUUUGCCUGGGAUGAGCUAAGUAUUGCUGUACAGGAUCAGGUGGUUGGACUGAUGACGGGACUGACUCGAGCCAAUGAGAAGGUGGCCCAUCUUGAGACAGUGAUCCACAAUAAGGAUGAGCUACUGCGAGAGGUGCAGCAUGCCCAUGAGGAGAGCUUAGAGAGGCUGAGUGUCAAGGGUAAGGAACGUGAGAAGGAAUGGCGUCGGCAAAGAUCACAGCUAGAGGAACAGUUCAGCCAACAACUGGCCGAUCUGCACAUCAAAUCACAGAAAACACAAAACCUUGCUGACCAGGCCUGGGAGAAAGCUCGGCUGACUGGGGCAGUCAAGCAGGGCUUGGAAGCUGAAUGCUCCCAGCUUGGAGACCAGCUGACCCAGGCUACCAGGGAACGAUCAGGGCUUCUCAUUGGCUGCUGUCUGCUGGCUGGCGCCCUCUUGCCAAUGUUCUCCAGAGUCAAUCAACUUGCGGCUCAGAGAACUUCACUAGAAGAACAAAUUCACAGCCUUGAGACUAUGAGGCAACAGGCCCGGGAGCUAGCUAACACUCUAUCCAUGGAGGAAGCUGAUCUAGGGAAAGAUCUAAGAGACAUCAGUCAGUCAGCCAGGAAUCCAGUCAUGCUGUUCCGAAAAGCUGUUAUUGUCGUCUUAGCAGCAAACAGGUUGAAUCAUUUAGGCCUGAGGAGUUGUGGUAUUUUCACUGCAGUGGACAAUCCUUCAGGUAUUCAUUCCGUCCCAGUCUGCUCAGGAAACAUCAAACCGUCCCAGAGACCAUUCAUGGGUUUGAAGUCAUCUCCUGACAAGCAGACUCAAAGGAGCAAUGUACAGAGUCAGAUCCCAGACUGGUUCACAAGCUCUGCGUUGCUGACAACUGUGGUAGAUUCCUGUAUGGAACUUCAAGAGCUCCUCACUGACAAAGAACAGUUGAACGGAUCUCAGCCCCAAACUAUCAACAACACGGCCAAGUCCUGCUUUGUCAGACUAAUGUCCAAGCUCACACCCAUUUUUGAGGCAUCCUGUCCCCACCCCUCAAGGAGGAGUUACGGGAAAAGAGACAAGGGGAUGUUGAUUCGACUCCUUGGUUACGGUCUGAGUCAGGGGAUGGCUCACUCUAGCCCUGCUGGCAAGACACAUAUGGCCUCAUCACAGGAAAUCAUGGCCUGCUUGCAGCGCAACAUUAUCAACUUCACCCAGCGUCUGCACACGGCAGAGGUUGAAAGACGAUCCUUGAGGGUGGAAACAGCAAAACUCCGACAAGACAACGAGGAGUUAAAGAUGGAAAAAGAGAGAGCUAAGGACAUGGAGAAUGAAAUCACACAACUCAGAGAUAUUAGGCACAACAUGGUCAUGAAGGAGAAGUUUGAUAGCGUCUGUCAGGAGUUGAGCAAAGCGUUGUCACGGGAACAGCAGGCCCAGGAACUACUGAACGAGCAGAGCCGGCAACUAGAGGAGCUGGGAAUGAGACUGAAUAUGUAUACCACGGAGGAAUUGGAGAAAGAUGCAACGAUAACUGAAGCUGUCAAGGGUUUGUCUGAGGCCAAGAUGGAGCUACGACGUAAGGAGCAAUCCAUCCAUCAACUCAGCAAGAAAUUAUCUCUCCUGGAAGAAGAGAAGAAGUCACUUCAAGGUAGUGUUCAAGACGUGCAAGAAGUGCUACGCUCCUCCAACAAAGAAAAAGACAAAUUAGCAGGCUAUUUACAGGCAGUGCAAGGAGCUGUGGAAGAUAUAAAACGACAUCUGGUUAGUCGAGCUGAUAACAGAUCAGUUGAUGCAGCACUCAGACAGGUGUUAAUCCAUCCAGAGAAACGAGGACUUGAUGGUAUAAGUGCUGAGGUCAUUGCUAUUAAGAGUCUUGUGGCAGCAUUUGUGGAUACUGUACAGACAUCCUUGUCCCGUCUGGUUGCCUUGGAAACGGAGAUCACAUCCCACAAGCAGCACACUGCAACACUGAAGGAGGAACUGAAUGCUGCCUGCCUCAGGGCGUAUCCCGAUGACGGACAGGAGCAAGUAAGAGAUGACUUCAUGGGACAAGGUUCAUCUAGGAUUCCUGAACGAUCCUUUGGAAGGUCACGACCCCUGUAUGAGACAGACAGAAGUUACAAGGAGCAGUUUGUACCUCUCAGAGAAGAGCCAGAUUUCAGUAUGAUGACACAAGAGGGCGCUAGUGGAAUGAAGACAAGCCUGUACACACCUCAGACGCCUCUGGCAACAAGCACCCGGAGGAAGACACCAAGUAAGGCAAGAAACUUCAAUCAUCACUGAACGAUCACUUCAUCAUCACAUCUAGUUUGUAAUGGUGCUUUUUUUUUUGUCCCCAGAGUAACUUCAAUUCUUUAAUACUUUCAGGAUAUCUUUUUGAUGCUUCAUGUGUUCCAAGGCGCAGCAAAUGUCAGAAGUUAUUAUGUACCAUUCAUUGAGGUCAUGGUCUUGAAACUGUACUGACUGAACACUUCAAGUUGCAUUUCUGUGCUGUUGAUUUUUUAAAGAAAUAACUGUAGAAAUUCUGACUAAAAUUUUAGCUACUGUCUAUUUUGUUUGGGCAAUAUCUCCAGCGGUUCACUUGUAAAGAUCAAGACCAGUUCGCCUUUUUCACAAUUCCUAAAAUUUACUCCCAUCAGUAGUAUCCUUGCCUUGCAUUUUUCAAAAUAGUUUUGGAGCAUUAAAUGGGUGUUACAAAUGAGUGUUUAGGCGUGUGGAUUUGUGCUGUGCUUAUAGAACAAAGAAUGAGAACAUAACUUGACUUCCAUUUCCAAAUUUGAUCAAGCCGAUUGCUGUUUAAGUUUGAAGUAAAUAGUACUAGCUCUCCUCCGACAGCAGAUUUGGGCUUGAUAUUUGCGACUUACUAUUCCAAAACCAGGCUGAAAUAGGUCAUUAUGAUGUUUGGCAAUUCCUUUCUCCUGCCUAUGUGAUCGUAAGUCUAAACUGUGUCUGCAGAAAGCUUAGGUAAUUAUGGACAAUGACAACUUACAUGAACAGUGGAAAUUAAUAAUAAUGAAUAAUUAAUAUUAUUAAUAUUAAUAAUAUUAAUAAAUAAUUCAUAACUUAAAGGACAUGAAGUUUACUUCAGCUUCGUUUUGGAAUAGCUGGUCACAUUUUCAACUAAGUUUUCAGCUUCCCAGGUCAUUUUCUUUGCCAUGUUGAAAUUAAUGUUAACCCUAACGCUCCUCAGUCCUCCAACAGGUGAAGGAUUGAGGAGGGUUUAGGGUUAAUAAUUGCCUUUGAUGUUUUGGCAAUGCCUUGGCAAUGGGAGCAUAUCUUUUAACAAUUUUAAAAUGAGCUUUCUUAAAGUGCCUGUUGUGAUGCAACUUGAAAUGGCCGCUGCAAUAUCCUAACAAUUCCACAAUUAUUCCAUUUUGCAUGAGCGAAGACCAUUGUUUUUUUUUUUUAAUCUGUAUAUAGUUUUGUAAAUCAAAAGAUAAAGUGUACAUACUGACUUGUAAGAUAUUGUCAGCUUGACAAAUAAAACUGAGUGCUUUGUCAA
This is a messenger RNA of Acanthaster planci (crown-of-thorns starfish), 5863 nucleotides long. It is a transcript of the gene ccdc171, whose product is annotated as coiled-coil domain containing 171. NCBI's taxonomy places the organism in Eukaryota, Metazoa, Echinodermata, Asteroidea, Valvatida, Acanthasteridae. The record is from RefSeq and is a predicted model, not a curated record.